AGGCGGGGCGCGUGGCCUUGCUUCUCCAGGGUGGUAGGUGGCGAUACGGCUCUUUCCCCAAGGGAAUUGAGGCAUAAUGCCUCCCCAAAAGCAUAGAAAAAACAACCUCCCAGAUCCUCUUCAAGAAGGAAUAAUAUUGACGGAUACCCAAAAACACAAAUGGAGGUUGGGUCCUAUGAUUGCUUAUGGAGGAUUUGGCUUGGUCUAUCUAGCUUCCCCUUGUCUUGAUGUUCCUGUAGAAAACAAUGCUGUGCAUGUCAUUAAAGUGGAAUAUCUUGAAAAUGGACCCUUGUUUGCAGAACUGAAAUUCUACCAACGAGCAGCAAAACAAGAAAACAUCAAAAAAUGGAUGAAGAUGAAGCAACUAACAUUUUUAGGCGUUCCUGUUUUCUUGGGAUCAGGCCAAGUCAAACAUCUUGGUAAAAGUUACAGAUUUAUGGUGAUGGAAAGAUUAGGAGAAGAUCUUCAAACUAUCUUUGAAAGACAAGGGAGAAAAUUUUACAAUGAAACUGUUCUGCAUAUUGGGAUGCAGGUGCUGGAUGUCUUAGAAUAUAUUCAUGAAAAUGAAUAUGUGCAUGGGGAUAUUAAAGCAGCAAACUUACUUUUGGACUACAAAAAUCCACAUGAGGUUUAUCUUGCUGAUUAUGGACUCGCCUACAGAUAUUGUCCCAGUGGGAACCACAAAGAAUAUCAGGAAAAUCCUAAAAGGAGCCAUAAUGGUACAAUGGAAUUUACCAGCAUAGAUGCACACAAGGGAGUCGCACCAUCCCGAAGAGGGGACCUUGAAACCUUGGGCUACUGUAUGUUGCAGUGGAUCUGUGGAAGUCUACCCUGGGAGAGGAAUUCGAAGCACCCUGAGGCUGUGCAGGCUGCGAAAACAAAGCUUCUUGAUGAACUGCCUGAUUCAGUAACAAGGUGGGCUUCUGCAGGAGAAAACUGUGAUGAAAUAGCCAGAUUUUUAAAAAAUGUCUCUAAUUUAACAUAUGAUGAAAAACCCCAAUAUGAAAUAUUGAGGAAAAUCUUUUUCAAUGGCCUGGAACAAAAAGGAAUUUGUUACAAGGAGACACUGGAUUUAACUUCUGUUCAAAGCACUCUAAAUGAAUGCACAAUUCACCACAGGAAAGCUCAUUUGCUGAUGCCGACACUGAAGCAAGUAAAAGGACAAGAAAGCCAACUAGAGAACAAAGAGUUUUUUAAUCUUAGAAAAGCUACUGCACAAAUGAAAAGUAGCCAAAUACAAGAUAAGCCAGUACUGGUUAGAUUGUAUAAGUUUACUGGAACUUCAAUGGACAAUGUAAAACCACUGCCCUGCACUGAUUCCUGCAGUUCUUUCCAGAAUUUUGAAGAAAAUUGUAGAGAAAAUGGAGUCACAUAUUCAGUAGUCCAUCAGCCAGAAUGUGUUCAAAGUCUGACUAGUACUUCCACAUGCUGCCCCUCUCAGAUUGGACUGAAUGGAAAACUGUUUCAGUAUAUUGUGGCCAUUGUUGUCCUUGUCUUCUUAAUAAUGCUCUCUCUCUAUUUCCUUUGAUACCUUCUCCAGUAAGUGCUCAGGAAAUGCAGUUAUCCAUUUGUAUUCAGAUUUUCUUGGUAGAUAUUUUCAGUGUGAUUUGCUAGAAUAAAUUUGUUUCCAAAUAAAAUUAUCUUAUGUACAGAUUAAUAUAUAAAGUUGCCUAUAUUUUCCAGUAUGCUACAAAAACUAUCAGAUUUUAAACAUUU
Molecule: messenger RNA, 1716 nt
Organism: Pseudonaja textilis
Lineage: Eukaryota; Metazoa; Chordata; Lepidosauria; Squamata; Elapidae
Source: RefSeq, a predicted model, not a curated record